Molecule: messenger RNA, 858 nt
Organism: Penicillium crustosum
Lineage: Eukaryota; Fungi; Ascomycota; Eurotiomycetes; Eurotiales; Aspergillaceae
Product: SDR family oxidoreductase
Exons: 3
Coding region: 1-858 (285 amino acids)
Molecular function (GO): oxidoreductase activity
Source: RefSeq, a predicted model, not a curated record
AUGGGAAGCAAGGUUUGGCUGAUUACUGGUGCGUCGUCCGGCCUUGGGGCCGCUCUGGCUCAUCAUGUCUUGACCUCAGGGCAUAAGGUCAUUGGAGCUGUUCGAAAUGUGACAAAAGCGCAAAAUUCGCAUCCUGAAUUUGAAAGACUCGGUGGAAAAUGGGCCGAAUUAGAUGUUACCGACCCCAAAACGAGUGAAAAGGUGCACAGCCUUGCUCGCGAGAACAACGGCUUUGACGUUGUAGUCAAUAACGCUGGGUAUUCGAUUCUUGGAAGCAUCGAGGACAUGAGCGAAGACGAAAUGCACAAGCAAAUCAACACCAACCUAUAUGGCCCGAUUCGUGUCCUCCAAGGAUCGCUUCCUUACAUGAGAGAGAGGAAAUCUGGAUGUAUCGUAAAUAUCUCUAGCGUUGCUGGUAUGGUUGGUCGACCAGCUACUGGAUUAUACUCGGCCAGCAAGUUCGCCAUUGAAGGACUCUCGGAAUCUUUGGCGGCAGAGCUCGCCGAGUUUGGAAUUCGCGUUUUGCUGAUUGAGCCCGGCGGCUUCAGAACUGGCUUUUUGUCUGCAUUUGUUGCGCCAGCAGCUGGUUUGAACCCAGGUUACAAUGGGACUGCGUUAAGUCGUACCAUGCAAGUUUACGAGACUGUUGAUGGCACUCAACGAGGCGAUCCUGAGAAGGCCGCCGCGCGAAUUUUGGACGCAGUGGAAAGUCGGGGACUUUGCGCAGCAACGUCAUCUUACCUUCGCGUGCCGCUCGGGUCAGACUGCUACGGUCUUGUGCAAUCCAAGGCAGAUGCAUUGAAGGAAAAUCUCGAUAAAAUGAAGGACAUCGCUCACAGCACAGACUAUGCGCAGUGA